Molecule: messenger RNA, 1423 nt
Organism: Salvia hispanica
Lineage: Eukaryota; Viridiplantae; Streptophyta; Magnoliopsida; Lamiales; Lamiaceae
Product: F-box protein At1g11270-like
Molecular function (GO): protein binding
Source: RefSeq, a predicted model, not a curated record
UUUCGAACCAUUUUCACUGCAGCGGCGCCGCUCUCACCAGCCGCCGUCUCCACCGCAUUUUCCACCAGAAGGUGUUAUUAAGCUGAGAGAUGAAAACUGCUGAUAAUUCCAAAAUGGGUGAAGAUUUCUUCAAAUAUCUACAAUCAGAAAUUGUAUUAAAUAUCUUCUCAAGACUCCCCACACGAGCAGCUAUGGCCUGCAAGUGUGUUUGUAAGCCAUGGCUCAGUAUGCUCACUACUCCUAAGUUUGUGAAUUCACAUAUGUCUAGAUCAGUCCCGAGCAUUGCUAUUGAAACAAACUCAAAGUGUUACGAUAUCAUUGAAUUUACGGAUGAGCUUGACCUCAACUUUGAUGGACCAAUUCGUAGUAUGCCUAAUGAUUUUGAUAAGGAGCAUCGUUGGGACGUAACCUUCAACUUCGUACUCCCUUUUGAUGGAAUACUUCAGAGUUCAGCUAAUGGUUUGAUCUUUCUAAGAGACUUUGGUCAUGAUGAUCUUAUCCUGUGCAAUCCGGUCACACGUGACUAUCUCAAGCUCCCUUGUCCUCGACAAACCUCUCCAAAAGUUCCGAAUGCAAUGGAUAAUUUUGGAUUUGGAGUAAGCGGAACGCCCGGACAAUAUAAGGUGGUUAGGAUUUUCGCUGAAGCACCUGAACGACGAGAGGGUUUCAAAAAUGCUUGCCAAGUCUACACAGUUGGAACCGGAUCGUGGAGAAAUGUUCCCUUUGGUAAGCCGCUCGGGUUUUGUGACGACAUUGGAGGGGUACAUCUGAAUGGAAAUCUUUAUUGGAUGGUAGCAAAAACAACAAGUGGCUUUUGUAGAUGGAUUUCUUCCUUUGAUCUUGAAAUGGAACUUUUUAUCACCUUCGCUGCACCUCCUCCUCGUGGUAGAGAUUUUCUCUUCGGUAGGUCACUCUGUGUUUUGAGGGGUUGCCUUUGUGUAAGCGACAUUUCACACAAUGGGCCCGACAUUGACGAUGAUGAGGACGACAUUCCAAACGAUGGGCAUGUUAUAAUCUGGAUGUUGAAGGGAGAUGACAACAGUUGGUCAAAGAUAUUUGUCAUCCCUAAAGUUGAACGGUCUGCUGGUUUAGGUAAUGUUUGGCCGAUUAUAAUUUUCAAAAAUGGUGACGCGUUGAUAGAAUGGGACGAUGGCAUGAUAUUCUUCUACUCCAAAAAGAGGAGAAAUUUUGACUGCGAGGUCAUGUCUCUAGAGGGUCGUGAACCGUUCACCUCUACGAUCAUGUAUGCCCCAAGCUUUGUCUCUCUCAAGAGUUUUUCGAUGGAGAAUGUAAGCUCAUUUUGAGUCGUGACUGUAGUUUGUGUAGCUUCUUUCAUGUCUGGUGCUGUAAUGCAUGAAUGGUGAGGAACAUGAGAGAUUAAACCUCUUUUGCCAAGAUAAUAUUAUUAGUUUCUUGGGUUUUA